GCGGCGAGGCUCGCUCCGCCAGUCAAGGCAGCGCUGCCGGGGGAGGAGCUGGGGGGGGGGGGGCGGCGGCGGCGAUGGAGCCGGGCGAGCGGAGCCGGCGGGCGGCCUGAAGCCCCCCAACCCCCGGCGCCGGAGCCCACCCUGAGGAAUGAGCGCUUUCCAGGCAGACCUCCUCCUCCUCCUCCUCGGGUGCUUCCUGCUCAGCCACGAACUGGGGCUCCCAGGAAGAGGAUGCUGCCUAGUACUGGGGUUCAUGUACAAGGAGAAGUACCGCAGGAUGACUGAAGGUCAAGCAUCCUCCUUCACGCAGCAGCCCCAGGACCAGGUGGUGAUCGCCGGGCAGCCCGUGACGCUGCUCUGCGCCAUCCCCGAGUACAAUGGCAUCGUGCUGUGGAUCAAAGAUGGGCUCGCCCUCGGAGUCGGACGGGAUCUCUCGAGUUAUCCACGCUAUCUGGUCGUAGGAGACCAUCUGUCUGGAGAGCAUCACUUGAAAAUCCUGAGAGCUGAUCUCCAAGAUGACGCCGUCUACGAAUGUCAGGCCAUUCAGGCAGCCAUCCGAUCCAGACCUGCCCGGCUGACUGUUCUCGUUCCUCCAGAUGAUCCUGUCAUUAUGGGGGGGCCCAUCAUCAGCCUGAGAGCAGGAGACCCCCUCAACUUGACCUGCCACGCAGACAACGCCAAGCCAGCAGCCUCCAUCAUCUGGAUGAGGAAAGGAGAAGUCAUCAAUGGAGCCUCCUACUCUAAGACACUUCUCCGCGAUGGCAAGAGGGAGAGUAUCAUGAGCACCCUUUUCAUCGCCCCCUCCGACAUUGAGAACGGGGAGAGCAUCGUCUGCCGCGCCACCAACAAAGCCAUUCCCAGUGGGAAGGAGACCUCUGUCACCAUCGAUAUCCAGCACCCACCCCUGGUGAACUUGUCCGUGGAGCCGCAGCCGGUCCUAGAAGACAACACUGUGAAGUUCCACUGCUCCGCCAAGGCCAACCCUGCUGUCACCCAGUACAGGUGGGCAAAAAAAGGCCAGGUUAUAAAAGAAGCAUCUGGUGACUUCUACGAAACCAUCGUGGACCACACCUUCUUCUUCGAGCCCGUCUCCUGCGAGGUCACCAAUGCACUGGGCAGCACAAACAUCAGCAGGACCGUGGACGUCUACUUUGGGCCCAGGAUGGCGACAGAACCGCAGUCCCUCCUUGUUGACCUGGGCUCAGAUGCGGUCUUCAACUGUGCCUGGACCGGGAACCCAUCUCUCACCAUCGUCUGGAUGAAGCGGGGCUCAGGCGUGGUCUUGAGCAAUGAGAACAAGCUGACCCUGAAGUCUGUCCGCCAGGAAGAUGCUGGGAAAUACGUGUGCCGAGCUGUGGUCCCGCGGGUCGGAGCGGGGGAACGGGAGGUGACGCUCACUGUCAACGGGCCACCCAUCAUCUCCAGCACCCAGACACAGCACGCCCUGCACGGCCAGAAAGGGCAGAUCAAGUGCUUCAUCCGCAGCACCCCGCCACCAGACCGAAUUGCUUGGUCCUGGAAGGAGAACGUCCUGGAGUCUGGGACCUCUGGGCGCUACACGGUGGAGACGGUCAGCACGGAUGAAGGCGUCAUCUCCACGUUGACCAUCAGCAACAUCGUCCGGGCCGAUUUCCAAACCAUUUACAACUGCACUGCCUGGAACAGCUUCGGCUCCGACACGGAGAUCAUCCGGCUCAAAGAGCAAGGUACGGAAAUGAAAUCAGGAGCUGGUAUUCAAGCAGAGGCGGUGCCGAUGGCGGUGAUCAUCGGAGUGGCCGUGGGGGCCGGCGUGGCGUUCCUGGUGUUGAUGGCCACCAUCGUCGCCUUCUGCUGCGCCCGCUCCCAGAGGAAUCUCAAAGGUGUGGUUUCUGCCAAGAACGAUAUCCGCGUGGAGAUCGUACACAAGGAGCCAGCCUCGGGCAGGGAGACGGAGGAGCACCCAACCAUCAAGCAGCUGAUGACUUGUAAGCAUGAGUACGCCCUGCCUGCAAAAGCUGUGCAGUGAAUUACUGGUGGAAAAGCAAGGCUGAGCAACGUCGGGUGGGCAGAAUCGAGGUCUGCUGAUGCUCGUAGACAGCAAGGGAGCCUCGAAAUGGGAAGACAGGAGGAGAUGGAGAUCUGGUGUCUUAUCCCAGCAGCCAGCUUUGCCCUGAGGAGCCUGCAGAUCCACGGAGGGAUUUGCAAGGCUUCUCUCGGUAAGCUGGGACUCGGGUUUGGAGCAGUCUGCUGAGAUGAAGGGGAAUGAGGAGCUUCCUCUCCAUAGGACCCUGUACCACCAUCUGUAUAGACAGUAAUCAACAGCGCCAAGCCCAGAUCUGGCUUCCAGAGGAGGGAUCAGCCCAAACACCACUCAAGACCUUAACCACCAAGCUGGAAGCACGCACAAAGCCUCAGCAGAGGAAAACUACAAGGAAUAUUUAUCCCCUGAGAAGUAAAUGAGGAAGAGGACGGUCGUGGGACGUCAGGCACAAGAUCUUGCAAGACAUUGGAUGCUGGGUGGAUUUGGCACCAGCCGGGACAUCCAGCCUGGCAGGGAGAAGACAUCAAAGCUCCCUCCCCUGCCUGGACCGGAGCCUCUGCAUCCUCAUUGCCCUUGGCAAGAGCAUUUCCAGCAAAUACUUCUCGAUUUCUUCUCUCCUCAGAGUCCCUGGGGACCCUCGCUCUCCCUCAUGCCCCUCCUUGCCGUUUGUGAGCAUCCUUCUCCGGCCAACAGCCACCCAGGCUCCCGAUGCUAAACAGAUUCCUAAUAAGAGGCUCAGAGUUUGUCAAUGAAACGAUGGCUCAAGUUAAAAAAAUUCAUCCUUGCUAACGAGCAGUGAUGAGACCUCUCCAGCAGGAGCAGGGGGGCAAUGCACAGCACCCCUUGCUUGCUCCCUACCCUCACCCCAAGACUUCCCUGCUCUCCCUCCUCCCCUUACCAGCAUUAUUUCCCCCCGCUGCUUCUCCAUUUGCCUGCUCUAAGCUUCUUAGGAUGUUUCCAGCCCCGAUGACAUCCUUUGAAACGAUCUCCUUGCCCUCCACAAUGUUCAUAACACCUUGCAGUUUAAAACAUCAACUGCGAAUUUCGUUAACGUGCUGGGUGCUUGCGCCGAGAGAUCAUUAGCGCGGGUGUUAACGAGAAGCAGGCCACGCUUGCAAACGGCUCCCCCCUCCGCUCGACACGUUGCUGCUUGGCACCAGCCUUUUCACUCCCCACCCCAGACCCUUGGCCGAGCCCCUGAGGGGCCAGCACAGCCCCAGCUGCUCCUGCCAAGCUUCGGGAGCAGAGAUUUCUCGGUUUCCCGCGGUGGCUCUGCCUCGCCGGAGCGUUUGUGGCUGCACAGUGCCAGCCUGACUCUUCUUUGCCCGCCCCCUAAACGCUCUUGCAUUUGUUAUUCUCCAGCCAUCUGUGACCUCCGCGGCUCCCCGUGCUUUUUCACAAAUAAUUAUUCAUGCAUCUAUAAAUUCAUUAACACCUUAGGAUACACGUCAUGCUGUCUGAUUUGCAUAUGUUCACAUUGUCUCAGCGCCGUCUCCCCCCCCCCCCCCCCGCCCCCGUUAGCUGUUCUGCCAGGAGCUGCCUACGGGCAGGGGAAAGGCUGCCAGCCCGCGGGGGCCAGAAAGCAAACAGCAGCCAGUGGCUGGAGGGAAAAGAGCCCGUUAAAAGGUCUGAUCUUGGAGAAAAGAAAUCACACCGGCAGCUUUCUCUCUCUUGUCAGGGUACAUUGCAUCAGCACGCCAAUUCGGGCGAGCCUGGUUUGUGAUCAGGGGGUUGAAGGGCAACGUCAGCUCGGAGGUGGCAUAACCUCCUCUGUUAUCACGGCUGGGUUUUAUUCCUGGCUGAUUGAACCCUGGGCCUCAGUCUCCCCAUCUGUGAAAUGGGGCUUAAUGAGCCUAAAGGAGCCAUCCCCGCAGCCCGGAGCAGUCGUGAUAGAGACCAUCCCAAAGUGACCAGCAGGCAAGAGCAUCCCAAGUCAAAGGGGAGCCAGUGUGACCCAGGCAUCGCCUUUGGUUCAUAUUCAGGAUAGAACAGGCAAAAUAACUCACCCAGUGCCCAGGCGGAUCAUCUUUUCCUUGCUCACCUUUUUUUCUUGUCUCCGUCUUGAAACCCAUCCCUCUGCUCCAGGGGCUCUUCCCAGUUUGUUCACAGCUCGACGUGUUUUCCACUCAGCAGCUCAGCUCAGA
Molecule: messenger RNA, 4164 nt
Organism: Tyto alba (common barn owl)
Lineage: Eukaryota; Metazoa; Chordata; Aves; Strigiformes; Tytonidae
Gene: KIRREL3
Product: kirre like nephrin family adhesion molecule 3
Exons: 16
Coding region: 149-2005 (618 amino acids)
Biological process (GO): cell-cell adhesion; synapse assembly
Cellular component (GO): cell-cell junction
Molecular function (GO): cell adhesion molecule binding
Source: RefSeq, a predicted model, not a curated record